ACUUCUGUCUGUCUGUGUGUGUGUGUUAAUCGGUUUAUCCCUGAUGAAUGUUAGAGAAGUCAAGUCAUUUGUUAAGCGGCGGAAGUUGUUCUUUCUCCGUGUUUAGAUCAAACACUGAGUUAUAUUUUGUUAACGGUUGGAACUUGGAAUUUUUCAGCGAUAAGACAAAACCCGAUACUUCCUCUGAGGAAAAGAAUUUUUGAGUUAUGAACCGCCAGUGAACAUCCGUUGUGCUGCUUUAUAAACGCAUGUGCGCCAGAGUGAUGGAGAGUGACUGUAGGAUCCCCAUGUCCUGUCUGAGACGGAUCCUGGCCCUGCAUGCGCUAUUCUGGGGUUUAGUGUCUCUCAGAGUGUUUGGAGCAGCUCUUCUUAGCGAUGAGAAGGCAGCAGUUGCAGUGACAAAGGCGAUGACAGCACCAUGUUGGCAGCUGGAAGAGUUUGUGGUGGCUAAAGAGUGCAGUGCAUGCGAAGGUUUCCAUUCGAAGUCAAUACCAGCCUGCAGCCAAACAGGGUUUGUGGAAACGAUCAACUGCACUAAGUCUAACAGAGAAGAGUACAUGAGCUGUCGCUCCGCCAAAAUGGAGGAGCAUAUCUUUUGGAAGUUUGAGGCCACAAUGCUGGCUCUCACUGUUGUGUUUGCAAUAGUCGUGGUCUUAAGGCAACGCUCACUUGACCGCCAAGCCUCAGACAAGGUUCGGAGACAGAUAGAAUGUAUUUAGUUGAUUGGACCGUACUACAAGUUAAGGGUGUUAUAAACUCUCAGAAACCCAACAGUUCAUGGAGACUUCCAGACUUUAUCACUGGUUUAUUCUUACCGGACGCACAAAGACAAAGCUCUGAACGGACACGGUGGGAUCUACUGACAUUACUGGUGGAUGAUGCUUCUCUGCAGGAUUGAACUUUAGUGGACUAGAUUUGAACAUCCAUUCAAAUCAACAAACAGUAUGCAAGACAGGAGUAAGACAGUCCCUAUUUUGUAACAGAAGAUGUACAGCUCUGCAAUUACCUGUUCUUUCAAAUGCUGUGAAGGUGGUGCGUGUAGAUUGAAUACGGGCGUGUGUGUUGCAUGUUUUAAAUAAUCCUGAAGCACAUCAAGUAUUUUUUGUUAAACUGAGAAUGAACUGUACGGUGAAAGUCCUGAAACAAGAAAUACGUUUCUUCUCUAUGCGUUUGUUAAGAGUUUCGGUGAAUAUCAAAGUUUUGUUUUUUGUUCAUUUUGGAAAGUGCUACACUUCCUGACUUUCUCCAAACUGACACUCAAACCAUUUAUUAACAUUAACAGGUUUCUUCCAGGAACAUAAAGUAGCUUAAUUAUAUGUUCAGUAUAAAAUUUUAUAGAGACUUGUAGGUGCCCUUUAUUAAAGUUUUAUUUUUUUUUUCUUCAUUUAUUGUGUUUUACUUCAGUCUUCAUGAGUUGAGAUAUUUUAUGUACAAUAAUGUGAACAAAUGUCUUGGUUCUCAAAAAAUACCAGCUCUGUAUUCAAAUUUAAUUGAUAUAUGCAAGACUGCAUUAGUGUAUUUUGAAGCUGCUUGACUUGAUGCGAUUAAAAUGAUAAGGUUUAGUCAAAUUCUUUAUUUGUAAAGUUCUUCAUAGUGAAAUAUCAACAUUGUGUCAGCUUCUCGUUUUUUGAAGGUGAUUGUGCAAAAUAUUUUGUUCCCAUCACUUUACGCUCCUGUUUUUUUGUUUAUUUAUUAUUAUGAAUAGUCGAACAGAGUAAUGCCUUUUUGCUAAGGCUGAUUGGUUGUUUUUAAAUUCCACAAUUUAAAAAGGAAGCCAUGUGAAUUUCAUUAGGCUUUGUUCUGUAGGCAAUUCUAACGAUCUACCUAAAAUGUAAAGGGUGUUUUCAUGAAAGAUGUGUGACACUUUCUGUCCUUGAUGGACAGAGGAAUAAAUGGGAA
Messenger RNA from Pimephales promelas (fathead minnow), 1899 nucleotides. RefSeq names its product jumping translocation breakpoint (gene jtb). Lineage: Eukaryota; Metazoa; Chordata; Actinopteri; Cypriniformes; Leuciscidae. The record is from RefSeq and is a predicted model, not a curated record. Gene Ontology annotation, cellular component: membrane; cytoplasm; centrosome. Gene Ontology annotation, biological process: mitotic cytokinesis.